This is a messenger RNA of Colletotrichum destructivum, 1060 nucleotides long. Its product is annotated as Putative nucleoside phosphorylase domain-containing protein. Gene Ontology annotation, molecular function: catalytic activity. The transcript has a single exon. The coding region runs from base 80 to 1045 and encodes 321 amino acids. Lineage: Eukaryota; Fungi; Ascomycota; Sordariomycetes; Glomerellales; Glomerellaceae. Gene Ontology annotation, biological process: nucleoside metabolic process. The record is from RefSeq and is a predicted model, not a curated record.
CUCUGAUGUAAAUGACUCCCAACCCCAGAAAAAGAGAAACGGUGGUGUUGUUCCGCCAGAGACGAAGGCUCAUGUCGCAAUGGAGGAAUAUACUGUAGGCUGGUUGUGUGCCCUUUCGUUGGAAAUGGCCGCCGCGAAAGGGAUGCUCGAUCAGGUCCAUCCGAACUUACCCCAGCAGGAUUCAGCCGACCAUAACAGUUACAUCUUGGGUCAGGUUCGAGGCCACAAUAUCGUCAUCGCCUGCCUGCCCGCAGGCAUCUAUGGAACAACAGUAGCUGCCACAGUCGCCAAGGACUUGCUCCGGACCUUCAAGUCAAUCCAGUUUAUCUUGAUGGUUGGGAUCGGAGGUGGUGUACCGUCACAAACACAAGACGUUCGAUUAGGGGACGUCGUGGUCAGUCAACCUACCGGGACCAGUGGAGGCGUCAUCCAGUACGACCGAGGGAAAAUGGUGCAAGAGGAAGAUUUCCGGCGUACAGGAUCACUCAACUCACCACCCCAAGUCUUAUUAGCCGCCUUGAAUCGUCUAAAAGCCGACUACGACACAGGAGAUUGUCAGAUUCCCUACUUUCUUUCAGAGAUGCUGUCAAAACGUCCAAUUAUGAAGGAAAAGUACGGUCCACGCCAUUCAUCGGAGGACCGCUUAUACCGAGCGGGGUAUGAACAUGCCGAUGAGGAAUUCAACUGCGACCAGUGUGACCAAACCCAGGUGUUCCAGCGGUAUGCUAGAGAAGAAGAAGGGCCGCUUGUCCACUUUGGCAAUAUUGCGUCGGGUAACCAGGUUAUUAGACAUGGAGCGACACGAGACCGGCUUUGUAAAGAACUGGGGGUCCUCUGUUUCGAGAUGGAGGCUACGGGACUGAUGCAAGAUUUCCCAUGCAUCGUGAUCCGUGGCAUUUGCGAUUACGCGGAUUCGCACAAGAACAAAAUUUGGCAGGGCUAUGCAGCUGCGGCGGCGGCUGCGUUUGCAAAGGAGCUUCUUUCGGUUAUACCGCCUCAAAGGGUCUUGCAGGACAAGCCAAUCCCGCAACUGGUGUCUGGUUAGUAGAUCACACACAUC